Molecule: messenger RNA, 369 nt
Organism: Pyricularia oryzae 70-15
Lineage: Eukaryota; Fungi; Ascomycota; Sordariomycetes; Magnaporthales; Pyriculariaceae
Exons: 2
Coding region: 1-369 (122 amino acids)
Source: RefSeq, a predicted model, not a curated record
AUGGAGCUAGUUUUCUGCUCGAGGGGACGCAUCGACCUGUUGACCGGCGACUACAUCGGCUGCAAAGCAUUCUACGCCAGCAACAGGACCGAGUACGCCGUGACCAAACUCCCCGGAUACUGCGACAGCUACGAAUGCUGGCUCGAGUCGCGCGUCAGGUACGGCUGGAGGUGCCACAAGUGCUCGCGGACGAACCCCAAGAAGGAGGGCAGGUUCUGCAGAGGUUCCGACUGCGGCCACCAGGUCUGUUCGAAAUGCCCCUCCAGCUUUUUGCUGUGCUGCUGGUGUGGCACGUCGGUAAGACGUGGCCAAAACUGCAGCCACUGCCUGCGUCGGUCUUGCGACAAUUUCGAAUAUGUUUUGCGGUGA